Messenger RNA from Anolis carolinensis (green anole), 3214 nucleotides. Its product is annotated as protein 4.2. Gene Ontology annotation, biological process: peptide cross-linking. The record is from RefSeq and is a predicted model, not a curated record. Lineage: Eukaryota; Metazoa; Chordata; Lepidosauria; Squamata; Anolidae. Gene Ontology annotation, molecular function: protein-glutamine gamma-glutamyltransferase activity. The transcript has 13 exons. The coding region runs from base 74 to 2221 and encodes 715 amino acids.
GAAAGAGAGCCCAGGGACCCCCCCACCCAAAACAGAGGCCCAUCUGGAGGGAAAAAAGCCAAGGGACGCUGCCAUGGGCCAAGCGCUGCAGGUGGAGCGGUGUGACCUCCGAGUGGCGGAGAACCACGAGGCCCACCGGACGGGCGCCUUGAGCGGGGGGCGCCUGGUGGUCCGCCGCGGGCAGCCCUUUGCCCUUCGCCUCCGCCUUUCUGGCCCGGUGUCUGAGAAACAGCGGAAGAGCCUCCUUGGGACCACUGCCGCCUCCCUCCUGGUGACCAGGACCGGAGCAGCAGGUGGGGCCCUGGAGCAGGCCUUCCCCAUUGGCAGAAGGGGCUCUGAUUGGGAGGCCGUCCUGGAGGCUCACGAUGACCUCGAGUGGACGCUGUCCGUGACCCCUCCGGCCGAUGCCCCCAUUGGGCUCUAUGCGCUGACCCUGCAGCUCCCCUCAGGGACCCUCGCCCCACCCUCACAGCACCCACUGGGCCACCUCGCCCUCCUCUUCAACCCCUGGAGCCCAGGCGACAGCGUCUUUCUGGGCAACGAGGCCCAGCGGCAGGAGUAUGUCCUCAGUGAAGAGGGGACCAUCUUCUGGGGUCUGGAAGAAGCCCCCCAAGGGAUCCCCUGGGAUUUUGGGCAGUUCUCAGAAGGCUUCCUGGACAUGAGCCUGGCCCUGCUGGACAUCAGCCUGCUCCGGAUGCCGGCCCAAGACGCCUGCGACCAGCUGAGGAGCCCCCUCCAGGUCUGCCGCCUGGUCAGCGCCAUGUCCUCUCUUUCUCUCUCCUCUCAGCUGAAUGGGGAGAAGCCCUUUCCGGUCCUGGAGGGGUGCUGGUCAGGGGAAUAUGGAAAUGGGACACCCCCCACCAAGUGGCCGGGCAGUGGACCCAUCCUGCGCCAGUGGCUCUCUGGACGAUGCCGGCCAGUUCGCUACGGCCAGAGCUGGACAUUUGCGGCUGUCGCCUGCUCAGUGCUGAGGAGCCUGGGCAUCCCCACCCGCGUGGUCAGCGCCUUCGCCUGGGCCCAGGGCACGGAGGGCAGCCUGCAUGUGGACGAGUCCUUUGACGAAAGCGGGGCCACGAUCCCUGGCGACUCGGACGCCCGCAUUUGGCUUUGCCACGCCUGGAACGAGUGCUGGAUGGCGCGAGAGGACCUGGGCCAGGAAUACAGCGGGUGGCAGGCCCUGGACACCACGCCAAAGAAGGGGCUGCAGAGCGGGUUGUUGUGCUGCGGAGGCCCCGCUCCAGUGAGGGCUAUCAAGGAGGGCCGCCUGGACCUUCCCUCCGGCGUGGGCCCCUUCUUUGCGGCCAUCAACUCCACCUGCACUGCCUGGGUCUGCAAGGCCAGCGGAGAGUCCGAGAAGGCCACCUCCGAAGUGAAGUUCCUGGGCAACUGCAUCAGCACCAAGGCGAUGGGCAGCGAGCGCUGCGAGGACCUCACCCAGCACUACAAGUUCCCCGAGGGGUCCCUUCAGGAGAGGGCCGUCCUGAUGAAGGUCUGCCAGGACACAGAGCCCCCUACUCUCUUCCCGCCACUGGAUGAGACAGAGGAGACUCCGCUGGCCGCCUGGUUCGAGUGCGAGAGCUCCCUGGCCCUGGGGGAGGAUGUGCAGGUCUCUCUGAGAGUGGCCAACUGGACCGGGAAGGAGCGGCCCCUGCGAGUGGUGCUGGGCGCACAGCCCCUCCAGGGCAACGGGGAGACCCUGGCCCAGUUCUGGAAGGAGGAGUUCAUGGUCACCCUCCCGGACGGCCAUGAGAAAGUGCUGAGCACCACCCUGCCCUUCGUGCAAUACAGCCCGGCCCUGAGAAAGGGCAGCCUCCUGCUGAAGCUCACAGCCCUCCUGAGGGAGAUCCCUUCCGACUCGGACGCCGGCCAGAGCAGGCGGGCCCCUCUCCUGGCCUGGCAGGAAGUCCUCCUUCGCCCCCCAGAGGUCACCCUCCAGAUCCCCAAAAGCCUGACGCAGUUCCAGCAAACGGAGGCCACGAUCCAGCUGCACAACCACCUGCCGGAGCCCCUCACUGGCUGCAGCAUCACUCUGUCUGGGCGGGGGCUCAUCUACAAAGAAAGGAGCUACAGGAUGGGCUCCGUCCCCCCGGGGGGCUCCCUGCGCCUCCGCUUGCCCUUCACGCCGACCCUGGCCGGAGACCGAAGGCUGACCGCACGCCUGGACGCCCCUGGCUUUCAGCACCACAGCUGCGCCAGUGUCACCCGGGUCACGGCCCCUUAAACCACCCCACAAACACCAUUAUGGGAGCAAUGGAUGGAUGGACAGACAGCAAGAGAGACUGAGAUCCCUUUGGCACUAUCUGUACCACCAGCACCCAUUAUGGCACUAUAGAUGCACAUCUGACACACCCCAAUGUAGCACCCCCACCUCCAAUUAUACAUUUCCAAAAUUGCUGCCCCCCCUCACCCAGAGCUAUAUAUCUAUUUUCUAUACACAUAAUAAAAGUGAAAACCUGUAUGUGUGUAUGUGGCACGGGUGUCCAUUUACGCAGACAGCCUCCCACCUCCACAAAAACCCAGUGCUGAGGAGUCACCAAAGACUUCCCUCCAAGGACAUUGCAGGUUAUAGUGAACACCACAUCCCAAUGUUCCUUGCUUUCUCCAUUGAUGUGGAAUUUGCAUGACUCCACCCACUGCUUCUCCCUUAACCCUUUCCUAUUCUUUUCUAUGGCGGACAGCAACUGAACAUACUAGAGAGGUUUGGGGAGAAUUCACCAUAAUUUAUAGGAGUUGUAGUGUUAGGGAUUCCUCUUCUUCAGAAGAGGAAGGGCAGCAGCAAAGUGUGCAUAAGUCAGAGAGGCACUUGGAAUCUGAAAAGAUUUUUCAAGUACCCACAUUUCAGGAAAGGCAAAAGGAACAGGAGCAGAGACGUCGUCCAGCUAGACUAGCUGCCAGAAAUGCAGCUGAGUAAUUGGGAACCGCUCUAACAGCUGUGAGGGGACUCAGGAUUAUAAAGCAGAAGCAGGUGCAGUCAGUAACUAACUGACUCUAAACCUAAGCCUUGGCUCCCCUUGUGCCUGCUUCAAGUCUGCAUCUGGGAAACUGCCCCCAAGGAUUUAUUGCUGUUUCUUUGUCUGAAGUAAGACUGCUACUUGAUUUGGGAAUUUAUCAGGGACUACGAACUGUGCUUGCCCUAAGACUUCCUUGCUUCAUUUUGCAUUAUUCCACUGAGUGUGCUGUUUAUGUUUUACUGAAGUAAAGCAGUUUUCAUUUA